Messenger RNA from Centruroides sculpturatus (bark scorpion), 2655 nucleotides. RefSeq lists its product as uncharacterized. The record is from RefSeq and is a predicted model, not a curated record. Lineage: Eukaryota; Metazoa; Arthropoda; Arachnida; Scorpiones; Buthidae. The transcript is spliced from 10 exons. Bases 123 to 2495 code for a protein of 790 amino acids.
CAACGAACAAAGGUGAGGUCGUUCUCGUGCCGCACCUUUUAUAUUCCAGGUUUGUUCGAGAUCGGACUAAUGCUUUAACUUUAGUGAAGUGAUUCUUUUUUAUUUUCGUGUUUUCGUCAUCAAUGGAACCUCCAAGAUUAUUUGUAGUGUUGUUAAUCCCCGUCGUUGUGGUGGUGGGACAGUUUAAUUGGCAAGUACGGGAUAAGUUCGAUGAAGUCACAAACAGGAUGAGAAAAGUGACGGAAGAUAAUUGUAAAAUUGUAGACAUCAAUGAUAUGUUUUUGCCAAAUAAAACUGUAACCCACGUACCCAAUACAAAACAAUUGGGUAUAGAUCCCGUUUUUCCUAAUAGAACGAACCUUCUCCACAUUCAUAACAUGGCAAUAUCGCGUGCUUUCUUUUACAGUUACAUUCUUCAGAAGGCUGCAGACAAUGAUGAACCUGGUUUUAUGUAUUAUUUCUUGUCCACAAUUGCUGAUGUUGCUUCUAACAGAUUUAUUAAUAGUAGUGCAAUUUAUUUUUCUCCAAAUGUAUCUUAUACACCAUCAUAUAAAGGCUUCUUUAAUAAAACCUUACCUCUUUUUGCACCUAGAGCUUUUAGGUCUGAUGAUUUCAAUGAUCCUUUUCACUUGGAAAGAAUAUCUACUUUAAAUACUAUUGAAGCAGUUGAUCUUGGAGCUAUACCUAGUGACUCAAUAAGUGCUAAUUACACCAGAGAAGAAUAUAAAAUAAAUGAAUGGUAUUCUGCUUGGCUUCCUGAUUCAACAAAACGUCAUGAUACAAAAACUACUUAUCAUGUGCAAAUUACUCAUAAUAAUGGAACUAAUGAAACUUUUGUAUGGCAUGGACCACCAGAUGCAUCUGAACAGAUUGGUCCUGUAAAAUGGAAUAGACCUUACUUUGAUUGUGGAAGAUCAAAUAAAUGGAUUUAUGGUGCAUCUGUUCCAUUUCCUGACAUCUAUCCUCGCCAUACAGGAUGGAGACAUAUUGAAAUACCUAUAUAUGUUGGAGUGGCAGUAAUGGAAUUAGAUUUUGAAAGAAUUGAUAUUAAUCAGUGUCCACUUGGGAAUGGAAAUCCUCCUCCAAAUUAUUUUGAAAGUACUGCCAAAUGCAAAAAAGAUACAACAGAGUGUGAACCUAUUCAUGGCUAUGGAUUUCGAAGAGGUGGUUAUCAAUGUCGUUGUCGACCUGGCUAUCGUCUGCCUCGUGUAGUUCGUAAUCCAUAUUCAGGUGAAAUAAUUGAAAGGGCUACUGGAGAGGAAUAUCGUAAAGGCUUUCAUUGUGACAAAAUAAAUUAUCUGAUGGCAAUUACUCAAAAAAUUGAAAGAUUGUCACAGGAAGAUAGAAGGUAUUAUAUUGAAAGGGAGAUGCCUUAUAGUAAUGUUGGAAACAUUUCUGCACAGCGUCUAGAUCCAACAACAUUUUUAGAAUAUAUUUAUAAAAAUAUCACAAAAGAUAACUGUUCUAAAAUUCUUGAAGAAUCUCCAGAAAAGUUAAUAUUACGAGGGGAUGUUGCUUUUGGUAAAGAAGAGCAAUUAGAAAAUGAAGCUCGAAUGGCACUUCGUCUUGCAAAUUUUAUAUCUGCUUUCUUGCAAAUUGUAGAUCCUAAGGAAAUGUUUGCAGAAUAUAGGGUACCUGAUAAACCGUUAACUGUUGAUCAAAUUAUAGGUGAAAUUUUAUCUAUAGUAACUGGUGAUAAAAAAAUCCAAGGAGCUGGUGUUUAUUUUGACAGAAAUCAAUUCCCUAAUCGUACAUUAUUUGGUCCCUAUGUUUAUAGAAAACAAAGAAAUGCUCGUCAAUUUUUUGUUGAUGAUAACAUAUAUAAAAAUAAAGAAAAUUCUUAUUUAAAUAAAGAUUGGUUUAAUAAACUGAAAAUUCGUUGGUCAGCUAAUACUGAUGAAUUGGAAACAUAUACUACAAAGAUUGAUAUAAGAUAUAAUUCAACAGGCUUACAUACAAUUCAUUAUGAUCAUUAUCCAUUACAAUAUAAAGCAGCAGCUAUCAACCAUGGUUAUUGGACAUCACCAUAUUUUGAUUGUGGAGGUUUUCAUGAAACAUGGUUAAUUAAAUAUGCAGCUCCAUUCUUUGGAUGGGAUAAAAUAAAAAAUCGUUUAGAAUUUAAAGGAGUAGUUGCUGUAUCAAUGAGGCUGGAUGAGUUGGAUCUUAAUCAAUGUCAAGACGAAUAUUAUGUUCAAAAUGCCUUUAAAAAUACCCAUAAAUGUGAUAGACGUUCUUCUAGGUGUGUGCCCAUACUUGGACGAGGAUUUGAAGCUGGUGGUUAUAAAUGCGAGUGCCUUCAAGGUUACGAAUACCCCUUUGUUGAUCCAAUUACUUACUUUGAUGGACAGAUUUUAGAAGCAGAAUUUGAAAAAGCUUUUAAAGAUCAACCAAGUCGGUUUGACACUCAAAAAUGUAGAAUUGCGGGUAGUGUAACAGUCCAGGCUAAUCUUAUAAGUAUUUUGUUACUACUAAUUCUUAACAGAGUAUUUUUUUAAAAGAUAUUUCAUUUUAUAAAUUAUGUGAACUUUAUAUUAUUGUGUUGUAUUAAAAGCUUAUUACAGUAAUUUUUAUAGUUUGCAUGAUAAAUCAAAAAUUACAGUAUGAAAUUGAUUGUCUUUAAAUAAAUAUUUUAUACAAGUUUGGAAUUUUUAAUGU